Penicillium pulvis is the source of this 3875-nucleotide messenger RNA. Its product is annotated as Tetratricopeptide-like helical. Lineage: Eukaryota; Fungi; Ascomycota; Eurotiomycetes; Eurotiales; Aspergillaceae. Gene Ontology annotation, biological process: cellular response to starvation; protein targeting to vacuole; macroautophagy. Gene Ontology annotation, cellular component: late endosome; HOPS complex. The transcript is spliced from 4 exons. The coding region runs from base 45 to 3875 and encodes 1276 amino acids. Gene Ontology annotation, molecular function: protein binding. The record is from RefSeq and is a predicted model, not a curated record.
AUCUAAACCGGCCUGGGAGCUCCAGGCGCCACAAGGGACUUGCCAUGGACGCGCCUGGUGAGACAAAAGCGAAUGGGGGCUUUGAAAAUCGCCUCACAGAGAAUGACGCAUCUCCGCGCAGCCGAUCACCCUCCGAUACGAACCCCGACGAGCACGAGCGACGUCAUCAAAGCAGUGAAGAUGAGUCCGAGGGCAGCGAUGUUAGAGACGAUGAUGAAGACCAAGACUUGGAUGAAUCCGACGAGGAAGAUGAAGAGCCAAAGCUCAAGUACGCAUACCUCUCCAAGCACUUGGGCUCCGUUUAUCGCAAUGGGGACGCGACCAGUACAUUCCUCGUUGCAGGAGACAAGAUGAUCGUGGGAACGCACAAUGGUGUCAUUCACGUUCUUUCAUUACCCCUUAUGCAACCUCUUCGUGUAUACCAUGCUCACUCAGCAAGCGUCACUUCCAUAUCGAUAUCUCCAUUCCCGCCACCAUUGCCAAAUUCAAAGCUCGACGCUGCAGUCAGACAAGCCGCGGAGGAUCCUCGCCCCCCGACACGUACCUCCACCAGCUCGGGCAGCAUUCGGGGUCACCCCAGGUCAAGCCAGCAAGCGGCUGUCCCAAACAUACCGUCCAAUGCAAUUUAUAUCGCAUCGGCCUCAAUUGACGGCAACGUGUGCAUAUCGUCGUUGGUAGAUCCAAAAGAUAUUAUGAAGCGGAAUUUUGGACGACCUGUGCAGGCAGUCGCCCUCUCGCCAGAUUAUAAGAACGACAGAACGUUUAUCUCCGGUGGCCGAGCUGGUGAGUUGAUUUUGACCACCGGCGGUCGUGUUGGGGUCAGUUCAAAUGCUACUACAAUGGGAGGAGCAACUGCUGCGGCAUCAAGUUGGCUAGGAUCAAUGGGACUGGGUAACAGCAGCGGAAAAGAUACAAUAUUGCACAGCGGUGAAGGCGCUAUCAGCACCGUCCGGUGGUCUUUGUCUGGCAAAUAUGUUACCUGGGCCAAUGAGGAGGGCAUCAAGAUCAUGCGCUCCAACCUGCAUCUGGAAUCCGCGGAGAUCGAAUUCGCUUGGAAACGUAUCAGCCACAUAGACCGGCCAAAUGGACCGGGAUGGGAAGAAAUGGCGAGUGUUUGGAAGGCGCGUGCUGAAUGGAUUGACCAAGCGGCUUUGGACGAUCAUGACAACCUUGACUCAGGUGACGGGAUAACACAGCAAAGGCCACCGCCCCCAAUACCAACGGAGAAGGUUGAAAAACUUGUCGUGGGCUGGGGAGGUACUGUAUGGGUUAUUGAUGUUUACCCAGAUCGGGCAAGCAAGCAUUCGAAGGGCGAAAAAUAUGGCUCUGCAGAAGUUUCUACAAUUCUCAGAACAGAUUGUAUGAUAUCUGGUAUCUCCUUGUACACGCCUCGUCUUCUUGUUAUCCUGGCAUAUAUUGAAGCAGAAGGCGACCAAAGCUCCCCUGGGUCCCGGCAUCGCCAGAAAGGUCAAGAGCCUGAAUUAAGACUCAUUGACAUAGAGACCAAGGAAGAGCUUAGCGCCGACACGCUUUCCGUCCAUCGCUUUGAAGGCCUGGCUGCAUCAGACUAUCAUCUAAGUGUCUUGCCCCCAUGGAAAACCCCUGAAGGGCAAGUUGUUCAGCGUGGGGCUCUAGGGACUCUUGGUCAUGGUUUACUUGAUGCAACCAUGUACUCGGCACGCCUGUUUAGUUCAGGUGCCAGCGUCAGAAGUACCGCCAGCAGUGGUGACAGGAUUUCUGCAAGAGUUCCUCCAUCGUUCAGCCCCAGACAGCUGCCUGUCGAUGAGCUUCCCAAAGAGGUACAGGAUGUUGCAACCGCUGCAGGCGCCAAGAUCUUCAUUCAUAGCCCAUACGACUGUGUUGUUGCUGUGAAGAGGGAUCUUUCUGACCGAUUGGCUUGGCUCGACUCACGUGGGCAAUACGAAGAAGCUUGGAAACUUCUCAAUGAACAUCCUGAGGCUGCAGGUUCGGUCUUGAAGGAAGGAAUUCCAGGGUCUCUCAAAUCUAAGUCAAGCCUAGGUGACUUUUUCGCGGAUGAUAGGUCAUCGAUAAUGACCGCUGGUCGUAACCAGGUUUCGGCUGCGGACCAAGAGAAGGUUCGGCUUGGUGAACUCUGGGUUGAACAGCUUAUCCAUGAGGAAAGAUGGAGCGAAGCCGCUCAAGUCUGCAGCAAGGUUCUCAACCAUGCAGCGCGAUGGGAACAUUGGGCUUGGGAGUUCAUUAAGGCCGAAAAAGUGGACGAUAUUACACCUUAUAUUCCCACAGACCGGCGCAAUGCGCUACCCGCGAAGAUCUAUGAAGUUAUUCUCAGCGACUAUGUCUCCCGGGACCUAACUCAAUUCAAAGAAUUGAUUGAGACAUGGCCGUCUGACUUAUUCAACUCCAACACCGUGACAUUGGCGAUUCAAGACCAGCUCAAGACAGAAUCAAUGCGCGAAGACUCUGAGGAAUGGAGAAUCCUGACGGAUUGCCUUGCCAAGAUGUUCAUUGUUGGUGGCCAUCACCGCGAGGCCUUACACUGCUACAUCAAACUACAGGAUGCCGAUGCUGCUAUGUCGUUGGUCAAGGAACAUCAAUUGGUUGAUGCCGUGUCUGAUAAGAUUGUAGCGUUCAUCAUGAUUCGGAUCUCCAAAGCGCAGAUGAAAUCAGCACCGAGGUCUGAAUUGGAAGAGCUUGCUGCAGAACCAAUUCAAUUACUUGCCCGAGAGGCCUACACUGGAAUUGUUCCCCCAGAAAUUGUGGUCCAGCAACUGAAUGCCGCAAAUCGUGUUCUUUUCGUCUACUUCUAUCUGCGGGCGUUAUGGCGCGGCGAAUUUCUUCCUCAAGACGCCUCGAAGCCCGCUAGAGGUCGCGGCGCCCAUGCCAGAGACGCAGCGAGCAAAUUGGCUGCAGACGAAGGAAAAGCUUUGAUCGAUAAGUUCGCUGAUACAGCUGUGGAAGUAUUUGCGGAUUACGAUCGACCUUUGCUGAUGGAGUUCCUGCAAACGAGCAUCUCAUACACAUUCGAGACCGCAACCUCAAUUUGCGAACAACGCCACUUUACCCCGGAACUUAUCUUCCUCUUGUCUAAGAUGGGCCAAACGAAGCGAGCCUUGAACCUGAUUUUGUCAGAUCUAAAGGACGUAUCUCAGGCUAUCUCGUUCGCCAAGUCACAGGAUGAUCCUGAUCUUUGGGAGGACCUUCUUGACUACUCCAUGGACAAGCCUAAGUUCAUUCAUGGACUCCUCGUUGAGGCCGGAACGUCUAUUGAUCCAAUAAAGCUUGUGCGUCGUAUUCCGAGCGGUCUGGAGAUUGAAGGACUGCGAGAUGGUCUCACUCGCCUGAUCCGCGAACAUGACUUGCAAGCGAUUAUUAGCCAGGGUGCCGCGCGGGUCAUGCAUGGUGAGGUCGCCCUGGGAAUGGAUACAUUGCGCAGGGGACAACGCCGCGGAAUCGCAUUCUAUAUAGCCGAGGAUGAUGUGGAUGAGAAGAACACAAACUUGACCCCGAUGCCGAAGAACCAGAACCAAGACGCUGCAUCGAUGUCUAGUGGCUCGACCAAGCCCACCGGUCCCAAACGGGGGACAUGUGGCGGAUGCCAUGCUCCAUUCAAGACAAACGAACGAGAUAUUCUCGUUGGCUUUGCCUGUGGCCACGUCUUCCAUCUAUCCCACCUACAUCCGGAAGGGUCGCAGCAACACUCGAGCACGAGCAGCGUGGCAGAUCGCACACCUCGGCCCUCAUCCCCAUCCGAGGAGCCUUUGUCAACAGCUUCUCGUACCGUGGGUCCCAAGGUGACAACCGCGCGGCUUUUGCGAGAUAAGAUUGGAGAAGGGUGUCGAAUCUGCGCAUUAACAAGAAAAAUUGAGUCCCUUGGCAACGAGGGCGAGGAGUGA